Molecule: messenger RNA, 492 nt
Organism: Kwoniella shivajii
Lineage: Eukaryota; Fungi; Basidiomycota; Tremellomycetes; Tremellales; Cryptococcaceae
Exons: 7
Coding region: 1-492 (163 amino acids)
Cellular component (GO): Golgi apparatus
Source: RefSeq, a predicted model, not a curated record
AUGGAACAAUUAGUCCGGGUCGGCGAGCUCGCCAGGAACUUUAGGGAAACCAAAUUAUCCACUUUGAAACCACCCCAAGAUUUCUUCGAUCAUAGACAAAUAUCAAGACCUGGAAAUAUGAAUGAAGCUACCUCUAGAAUAACAUAUAACACGAGGCAUUUUUCUGGAAAUUACUUAUUGAUCAUUUUGGUCUUGGCUGCUUAUGCCAUGUUGACAAAUCCAUUAUUACUUAUCGCUUUGGCUUUUUUGGCUGGAGGCUUUGCAGCUAUCAAUAAAUUUGCUCCAGAUCCAGUUCAAAUGGGCUCUCAAACAAUCACUCAAAAACAUUUAUAUACCGGUUUAUUCGUCAUUGGCCUACCACUCUUAUGGUGGUCAUCACCUGUAUCAACUUUUUUCUGGCUAGUAGGUUCCUCGUCAAUACUCAUUCUAGGUCAUGCCUGCCUCAUGGAACCUGGAGUAGAGAGCGAAUAUUCAGGUGUAGAAGGUGUAUAA